Cryphonectria parasitica EP155 is the source of this 843-nucleotide messenger RNA. RefSeq lists its product as uncharacterized. The transcript is spliced from 3 exons. Gene Ontology annotation, cellular component: cytoplasm. Gene Ontology annotation, biological process: quinolinate catabolic process; NAD+ biosynthetic process. Gene Ontology annotation, molecular function: nicotinate-nucleotide diphosphorylase (carboxylating) activity. NCBI's taxonomy places the organism in Eukaryota, Fungi, Ascomycota, Sordariomycetes, Diaporthales, Cryphonectriaceae. The coding region runs from base 1 to 843 and encodes 280 amino acids. The record is from RefSeq and is a predicted model, not a curated record.
AUGAUCCCCAUGGCUCUUGACCACGGCUCUCUCGAGGCGCUCCUCCCAUCCCAUUGGAAGACCCAGAUCACCACCUGGCUAGCCGAAGACACCCCCUCCUUCGACUACGGCGGCUUCGUCGUCGGUGACGUUCCUCGGACCGCCACCCUGUACGCCAAGUCCGGUGGCAUCCUCGCCGGCAUCCCCUUCUUUAACGAGGUCUUUCACCAGUGCGGCUGCACCGUCGAACUGGCCACCGUGACGGGCCCGGCCCGCGGGAUCCUGCUGGGAGAGCGAGUGGCGCUCAACAUCCUGGCGCGGUGCUCGGGCGUGGCCAGCAUGAGCCGUGGGUUUCUGGUGAACCUGCGCAGCGCCGGGUUCCGCGGCAGGCUGGCCGGAACGCGCAAAACGACGCCCGGGUUCCGCCUGGUGGAGAAGUACGGCAUGCUGGUGGGCGGCGCCGAUGGCCACCGCAUGGAUCUAAGCUCCAUGGUCAUGCUCAAGGACAACCACGUCUGGAGCCGCGGGAGCAUCGCCGACGCCGUGGCCGCCGCCAAGGCUGUGGCGGGAUUCAGCCUCAAGGUUGAGGUGGAGGUACAGAGCGAGGCCGAGGCCGACGAGGCCAUCGGUGCUGGAGCCGAUGUCGUCAUGCUCGACAACUUCACCGGCGACGGUGUCAAGGUCGCUGCCAGGAGCCUGAAGGAGAGGUGGGCCGGCAAGAAGCAGUUCCUCGUCGAGGUCUCAGGCGGCGUGACCCUGGACAAUGCCGAGCAGUACGUCAGUAAUGACAUCGAUAUUAUCUCAACCAGCGCCAUUCACCAGGGUGUCCCACACGUGGAUUUCUCCCUCAAGAUUGAUCACUAA